Rhododendron vialii is the source of this 626-nucleotide messenger RNA. RefSeq lists its product as uncharacterized. The record is from RefSeq and is a predicted model, not a curated record. NCBI's taxonomy places the organism in Eukaryota, Viridiplantae, Streptophyta, Magnoliopsida, Ericales, Ericaceae. Bases 124 to 561 code for a protein of 145 amino acids. The transcript has a single exon.
GCCUUGACCUUUUAGGUAAUUUCACCAUUCCAUCUCCAACCAAUCUUCUCAGCCUCAUCCUGUCAUCUGGAACCUCCAAUUUCCCGUCUGCUUUCAAAGGCUCUCUCUCUCACACAAGAAAUUAUGGAGGUAACAACAUGGGAGCAAAAACUCCAAGCCCUAACCCACAUCCUAACCCACCCAACAACCUCACCAUCCCUCCACUCCCAACUCUUCAUAUCCACACAAAUCCCCUGUUACCUGAGCUGGGACUACCCACCUCUCCUCUGCUCCAAAUCCCCUACCCUCUACUGGAAAUGGGCUUUCUCUCUCUUCCUCAAAAGGGUCUCAAGAUUAGGGCUCCCUCCCACCUCUUGGAGGUCCAAGUGCCCUUACCAACUGCCCCCUCCAUUGGUUCUUGCCAAAGGAGUGGAUGAAGCUGACUGGAGUGAUGAGAAGAAGAGAGAGUAUGUUAGAAGGAGGUUGAGGAGGAAACCCCUUGGUAUUUAUGUUCAUCCUUUGAUUCAAGUUUUGGUCCCGAAUCUCUUGGCUUUGUGUGUCUUUUUUUGGAUUCCCGAUUGAUGUUAACAGGCUGUUCAAACAAAAAAUUGAUGUUUACUGAAAUUUCACUUUUUCGAAGUUUGGAA